Rubroshorea leprosula is the source of this 1796-nucleotide messenger RNA. The record is from the annotation of a GenBank genome assembly. Lineage: Eukaryota; Viridiplantae; Streptophyta; Magnoliopsida; Malvales; Dipterocarpaceae.
GUGCCUGUCACACCAACUCCCAUACCAACAAGUCAUAAUGAAGAAGACGACUUCAGAUGAGUCAAGAUAAAAAAUUUCCCAAUCGUGACGGCCAAGGAAGAAGAAGAAAGAGGAGGGAAACCCCAUCAUUUUAGUGCAUAAGAAAUGGCUUCCAGAGCCAAUAAUCUACCUCAGAAUAUGCAGAAUGCCCAUAUGCAACCUCAAGAACAAAGACUUCCACCUACAAGCUCCAUCAAGGUACCAGAACCAGUCAUCCAGUUUGAAGCAACAGUAACAGGUCAAUUUUUCAGGAGGUUGUUUCAGAUCAUUUUCUAUGUACAGCUAGGCCUGAUUUUCAUCUUGGUGAUCACCUUGACCAUCCGUGGCCUCCUUUCCGCUGCCAACCAUCACCACUUCCGCCCCAGGGAAUGGUACCCUCCACUUCUUGUUUCAAUAGCAUGUGCAGGUUUUGUUUCCUUGACAUGGCAAUGGAUCACCUUCAUCAAGCCACGAAAAGCGAUCAAAGCGGCCUUUUGGAUCAGUCCACUGCUGACUUGUGGUGUUGGGGUUCUACAUGUGUUGAUUGGCUCCGCUGGAAGUCUGGCAGUCGGCUCAAUUGCAUUGGUUAUCGCCCUGAUUCUAUCCCUCUACAGUUGUUGGGUGACUCCAAGAUUUGAAUAUGCUGCCAAGAUUUUGUCAGUCUCGACUGCUUUCCCUCCUGCUCAAACCACUGGAUUUGUCCUUCUGUGGGUAGCUGCCACAGUCGUCUAUUGCUCCUUCAUGGUGAUGGGAAUUGGAGGAGCGACUGCCACCAGAACUGGAAUCGAUAUCUUGUUCAUCACGGUGAUCGUCCUCAGCCUGGCAUGGACCCUGCAAGUGAUUAAAAAUAUGCUGUAUGUCACAAUCUCGCGUGUUAGAUACUUGAACUUUGCCUCUGGGGAAGAUAUGGACGCAGAAGUGGCACUAAGGGACACAUUUAGGCAUCUGACAGGAAGUGUGUGUAUUGGCUCAGGCCUUGUUCCGGUAAUCAGUGUCAUCAGAGGCUCCUCGCGAGCCAUUAAUCUGUUUGCCAGAGACAGCGAUGAGUUUCUGUUCUCCUGUGCAGAUUGUUACUCAGGAGUUGCUUCAUGUCUCAUAAGAUGUGGAAAUAGGUGGGGUUUUGUUCAUGUGGGGGUUUAUAACAAAGGGUUUGUGCAGGCAUCAUCAGAUACCUGGGAAAUGUUCAAGAGGGCAGGAAUGGUAGAACUGAUCGACUCUGAUCUCACAGGGGCGUUCUGUUUUCUUUGUGGAGUGGCAGGGGGAUCAAUCUGCAGCCUGGUCGCAGGAACCUGGACAUUAAUAAUUCAUAAAAGCUAUGCUUCAGCAGUGUCAAUCUAUGCUUUCCUUAUGGGCUAUUUCAUGUGCCGAAUAGCAAUGGCAUGGCAGCAAGCAUGUGUUUCAGCUUACUAUGUUGCUUAUGCUGAGAACCCUGAAAGCCAACGGUUCGAUGCAACCAUCCCAGCUCGGCUUGAAGAGCUUAAGAGAUAUCGAGAUUGAGAGUAUAAUAACAGCAAUCUUGAAGCAGUUCCCAGUUGUGGAAGAAGCAGCAGACUAAACUACCAAAAACGCAUUUGUGAUCUAAGUAAAUAUGGUUUUGUAGUGAGCCACCACCUAGGAAUACAAUUUUGAGAAGCAUCUAAAGUUGUGUAAAGAUAAUUCUGUCUAGUGUCUGUAAAUAGCAUACGACUAUUCUUUCAAGUUUGAAGACCCCAGCUCAAAUGGGAUAUUGUCUCUUUUUUCAAUGCAAUGGAAGUUAAAGUCCACAAAACAUAUUUCGA